This is a messenger RNA of Gadus morhua (Atlantic cod), 1513 nucleotides long. RefSeq names its product protein asteroid homolog 1-like. Lineage: Eukaryota; Metazoa; Chordata; Actinopteri; Gadiformes; Gadidae. Gene Ontology annotation, molecular function: nuclease activity. The transcript is spliced from 2 exons. Bases 44 to 1513 code for a protein of 489 amino acids. The record is from RefSeq and is a predicted model, not a curated record.
CAGUCACCCUUGACAUGGUAAGUUAGAGCUUGAUCCAGUCACUAUGGGGGUACAGGGCUUGUGGUCGCUGCUGGAGGACCGGAGCCACAUCUACCAGGACAUUCGCUUCAGGGACAGCAAGCUGCUGGUGGACGGCACUAACCUGGCCUUCUUCCUGUACGCCAGGUCCAACCUGGACCAGAACCGUGGCGGGGAGUACCUGGCCUAUCAGGUCCAGGUCCAGGCUCUCUUCAUGGCUCUAGGUGACUGUGGAGUCAAACCGUACGUGGUGAUGGACGGAGGCACGGGCGCCAGUGACAUCAGACUUAACAUCAGAGAGGACCGUCAAAGACGCCUUCUCCAGAUUGCCCAGGGCGCCGCUCUGAAUGGCAGGAGGGCGGGCAUCCUCCCCCCCUUUACCACGACAGUGUUCGAACAGACGCUGAACGAUAUGAAGGUGCCGCUGGUCAGGUGCUUCGGAGAGGCCGACGGCCAGCUGGCUGCUCUGGCCAGAGAGUGGAGCUGCCCGGUGCUGUCCGGAGACAGUGACUUCUACAUCUACGACCUUCCAGAGGGGGUUCUGCCACUCAAACACUUCCAGUGGGACUCAUGGGAGACGAGACAGAACAGUAGUUACAUCCCCUGCAAGCGAUACACCAAGGCCAGCUUCUGCACCUUCUUCAACAUCGACCCCCAGCUCCUGCCCGUCUUCGCCUCACUAGCCGGGAACGACCACGACUGCCUCAGAAAAAUUCCCUGGGCCCGAUUCCUUCCAGCGGACUGCCCCAGGAAGUGGAUAAAGUUCCCCCGCCUGGAGGGCCUCCUGAGUUGGCUGGGAGCCAGGACAGACCAGACGGCAGAAGACACCUUGACAGCAGCGAUGGAUCUCAUGCCCAGCAUGAGUCAACAGGUCGAGACGGAGGUGCAGACGGAGGUGCAGACGGCCAUGCUGGAGUACCGGCUCCCCAGCUCCUCUCUGCGGGGGUUCUUCACUGAGGGUACCGCACCGUCGCUGCCCGCUGAGAUGUUGAGCUGGGUCCCUGAGUGGGUCCGUGCGUGCCUGGCCAGAGGAGACCUGGGAGCUGACGUAUUUGUGCACAGGCGGAAGAUUCUCCGCAUCCAGGUGGAGCACUUCGACCUACAGAGCUCCAACCUCACCUCGCAGCCUCUCAGACAGGUGUUGUACGGGCUGCUGCUGGGCCAGGGGGGGGGUGAGGUGGAGGAGUGGGACCGGGUCGGUCUGGAGCUCGUCAGUGUCAAGGUGCGACCGCUGGUCCAAGGAACCUCUCAGACGCUGAGGCUGGACUCUCUGCCCGAGGCAGACCCCGCUGUGAGGCUGCGGGUGUGUCUGGAGACGCUGGGCGUGGAGGAAGAGACGCUGGAGGGAGUUCCGGCUCACCUGCGCCUCCCAGUGGCUGUGACCUGCUACUGGUGGAGGAGGGCCAGCCCUGAACUGACGCUCCUCAAAGCUCUGCUGAUGGUCAUGGUCCAAGGAGAACUGAACCGACAGACAGCAGGGACAACAGGUAGGUAG